CACACUUUAGAUGCAUAGACCUCUCACUGUCGCCUAGUUAAUACGUCAUCACAAACCCGAAGAAAACAUGUCGGGCAUUGGAGCAUUCUUGAAAAUGGCAUGGAACAAGGAGCCUGUAAUCACAGCUUCCUGUGCCAUCGGAGUAUUAGCUAUUGUGUUUCCAUUCGUGAGCCCAUACACCAAGUACUCUGGCAUGAUCAACAGAGCAACGCCAUACACCUAUCCAGUACCAGUCCGAGAUGAUGGGAACAUGCCAGAUAUCCCCGGUCACCCGAGUGACCCACAGGGCCCAAGUCUGGAAUGGCUGAAGAACUUUUAAGGUUCCCGACACUGACUCUUGUAAAGACCUCCACAUGUCCCACCCUCCCGCUGUCUAAGUAGUACUAUUGACUGGAUGAUGCUGAAUAAAUGUCCUUUAUUAUCUAAACACA
Sardina pilchardus (European sardine) is the source of this 431-nucleotide messenger RNA. It is a transcript of the gene ndufa3, whose product is annotated as NADH:ubiquinone oxidoreductase subunit A3. NCBI's taxonomy places the organism in Eukaryota, Metazoa, Chordata, Actinopteri, Clupeiformes, Clupeidae. The coding region runs from base 68 to 319 and encodes 83 amino acids. The record is from RefSeq and is a predicted model, not a curated record. The transcript has 4 exons. Gene Ontology annotation, cellular component: mitochondrial inner membrane.